AUGUCCGACGCGCCGCCAACCUAUCAUCAUCAUGAUCCUCCAUCCUCCAGGAGGAGGCAGCACCGCCACCUGCCCAGCCACCACCACCACCUGCAGCUCUAUCGAUCAGUUACGGGACUCCCUUGGCUCUGCCUGCUGCUCUUGAUCUCCUCGAUGUGCACUGCCGUUUCCGUGACCUCUGGCACCUCGGGUCACAAUCGACGUCGCUCUGGCUUGUCAGGAUCAUCAGGAGGUUCUGGUGCUGGUCUCACCUCGCUGGAGGACACUGGUGACAAGUCAGUGCCCGACCAGCUGGCUUUGGCGGCCAGUCGCAGGGGUUCAGAUGAGAGAAGCUAUCCCAGGCGAGGAUCGGUGAUACAUAGUAGAACGAAAGAGGGGCCUAGUAAAGAUUACAACUACGGCCAUGUGGAGCUCAACCUGGUGCGACCCGAGCAAGAAUCACACCCCAAACUCUUGCUAAGCACCACCACAGCGGCUUCGGGACAAGGUUCAGGUGCCUCUGUCCACCUGGAGGACUCUCAAUCGGCGGCUGAAUAUGUGGCCAAUGCCAUUAAGUUGGCCUACAAUCAGCCACCAGUGCAGAUCCAUCUCAAGGCAGCCAGCCAGGUGCCCAUAACCUCCUCCUCCUCCACACAAAGGAGCUACAUGGAUCAGAGGGAAAGGGAAAGAGAAAGGGAAAGAGAGCAGCAAUUGGAAUUGGAGGUACGAAAGGAGUUGCAGCAGCAGUCCUCCUCCUUGGGCUCCUCUUCCUUGGGCGCCUCCUCCUUGGGUUCCUCCUCCUUAAAUGGUUCUCCUCCUGCCUUGGCACCUGCUCCUGUCUACGAAAAAGAACCUGUGACCAGAAGCUACGACAUAUACGAGGGCUCCUCUUCCUCCUCAACCGAAGCAGAGCCUCUCCACCGAGGACACUUGCCCGUUCAGGAGGAGAUCGAACGACACUAUAGACCCAAAUACCAUAGCAGCGCCAGCUAUAACCAGUAUCCUUAUAGAAAUCUCGAAGCCGAGGCUGAGGAAAAGGUAAGGGUAUCCGCCUCCACGGAGAUACCCAAAUCCGAGAUAAUGAAACAGAUUGAAAAGUCUGUGAUCAAGUACAUGAAAGAGCUGGAGGCGGAGGGUAAAAUUCUAAGCACACCUCAAGAGCCAGUGACACCGGGGCCACCGCCACUGCCUCAGGCCUCCACCGUAACCAAAAGCUACUAUAAAACCCAAGUGGGGAGCUCAUCAUCCUUGGAGGAUAAGCGGUAUAGCAGCAGCACUAUGCGACCCAAGUAUACAGUGUCUGCAGUGCCACAGCAGCAGCAGCAGCAGCAGCAGGCCAAGCAGCAGCAGCAGAUCCAUCAUCAUCAGGUGUACCAAGGCAAGGUGAGAAGUUCCAGUCAGAAGCCAGCACUCCUCACCCAGCAACAGCACUUUCAAUCCGAGACAGAGACUGCCUACCAGGCACCCGAUCUUCCUGUAGAUGAGCUAUCACCCAAUGUGGAGUUUAUAUACAAGAUCAAGACGCGGGCUCCUCUACAAACGGCCACUGUAAAGACGGUAUCGAAGCCCUAUACCCUGCCCCUCAAGAGUGCCGAGCAUUUUGAUCAUGGCGCCGCCUUGAAAAACAUCGAAGAGUUUGAUCUAUCGCAUGUGGUGCCCACUCCCGAGAGGGUUGAACGUGAACGUGACUCCUCUCGAGAGGAUUUGGAGAGGGGCAAGUCUCCGCACAAGUUGUAUUUCAAUUCGGAGAUUUAUCAUGACAUCAACUCCUUGCCCUACAAGAGCAAAGAGGCAGCAGCAGCGGCGGCGGCUUUGCAUGAGUAUCAACGCCACAAGCUAAAGGCCACAUCAGGAGAGCAUCUGCAUCAGGAUUACAAGGGUUAUUCGGGUUAUUUUGCAGAACCGGAAGCCACAGAAAUGGAGAACGAGGAUAACUAUCAGCACCAGCAGCAGCAGCAUCAUCACCAUCAUCAUCAUGCUCAGCAGCAGCAGCCCUAUCAUCAUUAUCAUGUGGUGAAGAAGGAACCCCUGGAGGAGCACGAACACUCGCAUGACCAUGACUCUUGGCUGGACACCUCGGGCCUGCGUCUGGCCAAUGCCCAUGCCCUGGCCCAGGCCCAAGGUCAUCAUGGUCACAGCCAGCAGCACUCCAGUCACUCCCACAUCCAUGCCCAGCAUCCGGUGAAGCAUCAGAGUCUGGAUUACGAUAGCUACAGUCCCAAGUUCAAUAAUAAUCCCGAGGGUUAUGGCUACCAGCACACGUACAAGGGUGGUUCGAGGGGUGUGGGUCAGGGUCAGGGUCAGGGUGUGAGUGUGGGUGUGGCCUCCCCACCGGGCAAGCGGGGCAAGCGUGGCAAUGGUGCCCAUCCCCGGCAGGAGGCCAUCAAGAAGCAGCUUAGAGCCUCGGAAGUCAAGGAUCUGGAGGCCAGUCUGGCCCUGAGGCCGCCGCCCAAGUAG
This is a messenger RNA of Drosophila kikkawai, 2436 nucleotides long. NCBI's taxonomy places the organism in Eukaryota, Metazoa, Arthropoda, Insecta, Diptera, Drosophilidae. The record is from RefSeq and is a predicted model, not a curated record.